Messenger RNA from Prionailurus viverrinus (fishing cat), 801 nucleotides. It is a transcript of the gene RPL13, whose product is annotated as ribosomal protein L13. Lineage: Eukaryota; Metazoa; Chordata; Mammalia; Carnivora; Felidae. Gene Ontology annotation, molecular function: RNA binding; structural constituent of ribosome. Gene Ontology annotation, cellular component: ribosome; cytosolic large ribosomal subunit. The record is from RefSeq and is a predicted model, not a curated record. The transcript has 6 exons. Gene Ontology annotation, biological process: translation. The coding region runs from base 147 to 782 and encodes 211 amino acids.
GUCACUUCCGGGAUCCCGGGCUCUGACUGGCCGGAACCCUUCGGCGCUUUUGAUUGGCCGAGCCCAACACCAUCCCAGGGUGCUUUGUGGUAGCAGUUCCUUUCCGCUGGCCGUUCUCCUCCGGAGGAGGCCCGUAGGCAGCAGCCAUGGCGCCCAGCCGGAAUGGCAUGAUCCUGAAGCCCCACUUCCACAAGGACUGGCAGCGGCGCGUGGCCACGUGGUUCAACCAGCCGGCGCGGAAGAUCCGCAGACGCAAGGCCCGGCAAGCCAAGGCACGCCGCAUCGCCCCGCGCCCCGCGUCCGGACCCAUCCGGCCCAUCGUCAGGUGCCCCACGGUGCGGUAUCACACCAAAGUGCGAGCCGGCAGGGGCUUCAGCCUGGAGGAGCUGCGGGUGGCUGGCAUCCACAAGAAGGUGGCGCGGACCAUCGGGAUCUCCGUGGAUCCGAGACGGCGGAACAAGUCCACGGAGUCCCUGCAGGCCAACGUGCAGCGGCUGAAGGAGUACCGCUCCAAGCUGCUCCUGUUCCCGCGGAGGCCGGCAGCCCCCAAGAAGGGGGACAGCUCGGCCGAGGAACUCAAGCUGGCCACGCAGCUGACAGGACCGGUCAUGCCCAUACGGAACGUCUACAAGAAAGAGAAAGCCAGAGUCAUUACCGAGGAGGAGAAGAACUUCAAGGCGUUUGCCAGUCUUCGCAUGGCCCGUGCCCAUGCCCGGCUGUUUGGCAUCCGGGCCAAAAGGGCCAAAGAAGCUGCAGAACAGGAUGUGGAAAAGAAAAAAUAAAGCGCCGUUGGCAACUUGA